UCUAUGGCACACAGAUGGCUCCACUCUGAUCUGAGACUGGGCUGGGAGCAAUAUUUCAUUCCCCUCAAUACACAAAGCGUGCAUAACCCUCCCAUCAUGGAAAUUUUUCUUCUGGUUGAACAGAUGAAGUGACUGUUCUUCAAAAAUAACACAGAGAAAAGAUCUUGACCAUGUGGAUGUGAUUAUAUUCCCUGUUCGUAUGUUGAAGUGCUCACUAUCGACACAUGACUUUUAAAAUUUUAUAAUAUGACCAAAGACGGUGCCCAUAUUAAGUACUCCUUAAAUGUGUGUGCCCCGGGGAAAAUGGGCGACCCUCGGAAGGCGAACUGGGAGGACCCAAUAGGUUCGGUCACUGUACCCCUGUAUAACCGGAUGAACUUUUCCACCGUCCCACGGAAAGGUGCUCACAGGAAGGCAUGGUACCUUGUACAACAGACCUAUGCCUCACAGAACCAGGCUAACUCCAGAAUGGAGGAAUCCAUGACCCCUGACCUUUUCCACUCACACAACCAUCCAGAGAGGAUGAUCCGCAAAAUGGAGCAGUAUGUGGAGAAGCGGCAGUUGUGUGACGUCACCCUCGUCGUGGGCAACAAGCGGAUUCCUGCUCACCGAUUGGUCCUCAGUGCAGCUUCGGACUAUUUUGCAGCAAUGUUCAUGAAUGAUGUGAAAGAGGCCUCCAUGGAAGAAAUCCGGAUGAAGGACGUAGAUCCAGAUGCCAUGGUAGCCAUUGUCAACUAUGCCUAUACAGGUAAGAUCCCGCUCCAGGAGGACACGGUUGAGAGCCUUCUGUCCACGGCCUGCCUCCUUCAGCUGUCUGAGGUGGUAGAGGCAUGCUGUAGCUUCCUCAUGAAGCAGCUCCACCCCUCAAACUGUAUCGGGAUCCGCCAGUUCGCUGAUGCUCAGGGAUGCUCCAAUUUGUACAAAGUCGCCAACACCUAUCUCAUGGAUAAUUUUGUUCAAGUAAUGCACAAUCAGGAAUUUCUUCUGCUACCUGCUGAUGAAGUCUGUCGUCUGCUUGCCAGUGAUGAUCUAAAUGUUCCAGAUGAAGAAACUAUAUUCCAGGCCCUGAUUAUGUGGGCUAAACAUGAUCUGAUGAACAGAAAGAAAUAUUUAUCCAAGCUUCUUGCCCACAUCAAGUUACCUCUAAUGUCUCCACAGUAUAUUGCUGAUCAUGUCGAAACAAACCCAUUAUUUCGAGAAGAGAAAGAAUGUCAAGCCCUGAUCAUGGAGGCCUUAAAAUAUCAUCUGUUGCCAGAGAGACGGUCAUCUUUCCAGAGUCCCAGAACCAAGCCCAGAAAAUCCACAGUGGGUCUCAUGUACGCUGUGGGUGGCAUAGAUUGUAACAAAGGUGCCACAACUAUUGAAAAAUAUGACCUACGUACCAACUCUUGGACCCAAGUUGCCAACAUGAGUGGGAGGCGACUUCAGUUUGGAGUGGCAGUAAUCGAAGACAAACUGUACAUAGUGGGAGGGAGAGAUGGACUUAAGACAUUAAAUACAGUAGAGUGCUUCGACCCAAAGAAGAAAUCCUGGAACCUGAUGCCUCCUAUGUCUACACACAGACAUGGCCUGGGGGUGGGGGUAUUGGAGGGACCAAUGUAUGCUGUGGGGGGACACGAUGGGUGGUCUUACCUGAACACUGUGGAACGGUGGGACCCUCAGGCCAGACAGUGGAGCUUUGUGGCUCCCAUGUCAACCUCUAGGAGCACAGUGGGAGUGGCAGUGUUGAUGGGAAAACUGUAUGCAGUUGGUGGUCGAGAUGGCAGCUCUUGUUUGAAGACAGUGGAGUGUUUCGAUCCACACACAAACAAGUGGUUACACUGCAGUCCUAUGUCUAAGAGGCGAGGCGGAGUGGGUGUGUCUACAUGUAACGGUUUCCUCUAUGCUGUAGGAGGUCACGAGGCCCCAGCCUCUAAUCCUUCAUGCUGCAGAUUUGACUGUGCUGAAAGAUAUGACCCUAAGACUGACCAGUGGACCAUGAUAGCUAACAUCAGCUCCCCUCGUGAUGCGGUGGGGGUGUGUAUUCUGGGGGACAGGGUGUUUGCUGUUGGGGGAUAUGACGGUCAGCAUUACCUUCAGGAUGUGGAGUCCUAUGACCCUGUCACAAACGAGUGGUCCAAGAUGGCAGCCCUUUGUACCGGCAGAGCAGGUGCGUGCGUCGUCCACGUCCCUAACAGUUGACAUAAGAGGAAGUGGUCACUGUCUUCUCUACGGAAGUGGCCAUCCGGAUUCUUUCGCCGCAAGAACAAAAAUCAGGACAGACAUAUGAUUGUGUGACCAAAUUUAAAUGAACCAAUCAUCACGUUGACACUCUGCGGCCAUCCACAUAUCAACAUGGUGCUCACAGUUUGGCCUGAGUUGGCCAAGAAUAGCCAUUGAAUUCAAUGCAAAUUGAAGCUUUGAUGAUGCAACAAAUCGACGUCUCUUUUCAACCUGUGAUAAUCACUUUUUGAUAAAAAGCUUUUAUACCAAAUAACCAACAGAAAUGUAAAGAAUGCUUUAUUUUACGAGAAACAUGAAUUUAAGAAUAAUGCAUAUUAUAUAUAAAUUUUGAAAUCUCCUUACAUAAAGUGUUAGCCAUGGGUGUACAUGUAUGUGAAUCAAAGACUUGUGGUCAGUUUGUAGUGCUGUAGUGCUUAUUCAUGUGUCAGAUCUGUCUCUAUAUGUUUGGUUCUAUGUUCUUGAAUUCAUUUUGAUUGGUAGUUUGUUAGUUUUUUUGGAUGUAUAUAUGUGAGUUUAUUGUAUGAUGAUUUUUGUUAGUUCAUAUAGUACUGUCAGUUAAUAUUUUGUGCAAUAUCCUUCCUAUAAUCCCCCAGUCUCCACUGCUAGCCUCAUUGUUUGGUUGUCUGAAACUUUAAAAUGAUAGUUUCAAUUGAAAAAGAAACAAAGCCUCUAAUGAUUGGUUGUAAGGUGUACAUCUCAAAGUAAAACACUUUCUGAUUGGUUGUAAAAUAUUUAACCAUGUACAAAUUUCUCCAAUAACUAUAUAACCCCCCUGCUUCAGUAGAUACACUGCUAAGAUCUGAGAAAUCAGUCAUGUUAAGUUCAGCAUUAUCUGAUAGAUAUUAGGCAGAGGGCAUUACAGGUGUGACAUUAUAUGCAUGCCAGAUUUACUUGCUUUUUGGUACAUGUGCACAUGCAUGUCAGUAUAGACUAUAGUAAAAUGCUUUUAAUAUUUUGCCUUAUUGCUUGCCUUUCAUUUUCACUGUUUGGAAGAAAACAUUUGCAAUUUAAUUGAGUAUACUAAUCACUCUCUUCUUUUUAUUAGAUGCUGCACAUUUUAAAUCAAUCAUAAUGGACCAAUUUACAACACAUUUAUUCAUAGGCAUUUUUCAGAGCCAUUUUAUCUAAUAUUGCUCACAGCAUACCAAAUCAUAUUAACAUCGAAAAACUUGUCUUCCCUCGUAAUUAAUCCACAAAUUACAGUUCAUGUGAAGUGCUAGUCAUUGUAAAUACUAUGUAGAUGUAGUAUAUGUUUAUAUAAGUUUGGAUUGUUAGAUACAUUUAAGCAUGAAGUUCACAUUAUAUAAAAGGAGGACUAAGAGAAUAUGUACUGGCUUAUUGCUACUAUUUUAGUGCUAAAUGGUUUUCUGAUAUUUUCAGUUGGUUAUUUGUAGAGAAAAGUUUGUUGCAUUUGAAACAAUCUUUUGUGUAUUUAUAUGUACAUAUUCUGAUUCAUUCUUUUAAACGUUUUUUAUUGGAUCUUUUUGUAAACAUUUUUUGAACAUAAUAAAACUGAGAAAUUUAUCAAA
Messenger RNA from Saccostrea cuccullata (small rock oyster), 3752 nucleotides. Its product is annotated as kelch-like protein 5. The transcript has 10 exons. Lineage: Eukaryota; Metazoa; Mollusca; Bivalvia; Ostreida; Ostreidae. Gene Ontology annotation, molecular function: protein binding. The record is from RefSeq and is a predicted model, not a curated record. The coding region runs from base 247 to 2181 and encodes 644 amino acids.